AUGGGAGGAGCGGCGCCGCCCUUCAUGUACGGCGCCGAGCCGCGCAACGACUCGCGCUUCCCCAGAUCUUCGUUCGACCCCAAGGCCGUGACGCGAGCCAGCUGGGAACCCAAGCCUCGCAAGACCCAGCCCACAGGCCCGCUCGUCUCCUUCAACAGACACCCCGACGCGCACCUGGUCCUCGCCAACCAGCAGAGCAGCUACGUGCCCCUCGGCCGCCGCACAAAGACAUGCAUCAAGUGGCUGCGUCGCCUGCAGCUCGCGCUGCGAGUCUUGCAGCUCUGCGGCGCUGCCGGCAUUCUCACGCUCAUGAUCCUCAUCACCGAGGUCAAUCCCGCGACGGCAUGGGUCCUGCGCAUCAUGGCCGGCAUCUCCAUGAUGCAUUGCACCUACGCCGCCUAUCACCUCUCCCGUGAGGCUUCCGGCCGUACCCCGGCGUCCUCGGCUGCCUACCAGGUCUUUGCCGGCAUCGCCGACCUCUGUGUCCUGUCUGCCUACGCUUACGGCGCCUUGGCUGCCUACAAGAGCGCCGGCGGGUGGGCCACGCUGCUUGCCGACCAGGGCCUCGUGCGUUACUUCGCCCCGGCCGCCUACUACACCCUCGUCGGCUGUGGCGGCCUGCACGUGGUCACCCUGUCCGUUUCACUCUGGCUCGGGGCCGCCUUCCGCCGGAUCAGCCUCAUGCCCCCGGAUAUGAACCCCCUCGAGGACCAUCUGACGGCAAGGCCCUUCCACAAGCGAAACAAGUCUUCCGUCAAUACGGCCAGUAGCGUUGGAGACGAGAAGCGCCUCUCGACGCCGACGGAUGCCCGCCGCCUCUCCGACCUGCACUCUGUGGACUCUUGCCGGCCCCCAAGUGUGCCAUUCAUGCACACGAGAACCGGCUCGAGCCACUCUCUGCUGAGCCGAGACUCAAGAAGCGACUUUCCUGCGAGGCAAUACCAGAUCGUCCCCGGCGGCGAAUCUCCCCGGAAUUCCGCUUGCUCGACUCAAAGCCGCGUGAAUGCGUCGAUGCCUCGCUCCUCGCGUGGCGGUUCAUACGCUCAAUUGCCCACGGCGGAGCCAGGCUCGCCCCAAAGGGAUCUGACGUCCAACCUGGACGUCAAUUCAGGGCGGAAGCCAAAGUUCACCGAGGCAUGGGUGCCGACCGACUCCCUCAUCUCCAGGACGUAUCACCGAAACAGCAAUGGUGAAGGGGGCCAGCCGUACACAGCUCUAUCCCAGCGCUACAACUUGGACAACUCGUCCGACUCGGAGUAUGAGGAUGAGAAUGUGCAGGCUGGGGAUUUAUCGGCCGCCGGCCCGCCGCGAAAGCAUCCGAACCCCCUUCGGUCUCACCCGCCCCCGAGCGCGCAAGCGACGCUGGUCUACCCUGCUACACGGCCGCCGCAGGCCUCGCUAUUGGAGCUGAGCGGCAACGAGCGUCGCGUCAGCGGCAGCAGGGACAUUGCCGACCAGAGGCUGAGCCAGCCGAGUCCUUGGCAGAGGCAGCGGAACAGUUCCAUCCAGCCUGAAGACGGCUUCUACUCGAGGCCGUACGGCGAUCUAAAGCCCGCCACGCCUCCAAUCAUGAUCGGAAGCGGCCGUAAAGUCUCGACCGGCAACGACUUUGAAUCCAAGUAUGCUCCGAACUCUCACGGCCGACGGAUUGUUAGUGGCAGGCAGGCCGAGGAGGGCUUGGCUGCAGUCCAAGGCCCGCGACGAGGCUUCGCCGUCAGCUAA
Molecule: messenger RNA, 1722 nt
Organism: Purpureocillium lilacinum
Lineage: Eukaryota; Fungi; Ascomycota; Sordariomycetes; Hypocreales; Ophiocordycipitaceae
Source: RefSeq, a predicted model, not a curated record